CGCUGCGCGACUUCGGGGGCGUCGGCCGAGUGGGCACUCCGCGAUGCAGCUCCUGAAGGCGCUCUGGGCACUCGCAGGGGCCGCGCUCUGCUGUUUCCUCGUCCUGGUGAUUCACGCUCAGUUCCUCAAAGAAGGUCAGCUGGCCGCCGGCACCUGUGAGAUUGUGACCCUGGACCGCGACAGCAGCCAGCCCAGGAGGACGAUCGCCCGGCAGACGGCUCGCUGUGCCUGCAGAAAGGGGCAGAUCGCGGGCACCACGAGAGCCCGGCCCGCCUGCGUGGACGCUCGGAUCAUCAAGACAAAGCAGUGGUGCGACAUGCUCCCGUGUCUGGAGGGUGAAGGCUGUGACCUGCUGAUCAACCGGUCAGGCUGGACGUGCACGCAGCCCGGAGGGCGGAUAAAGACCACCACGGUCUCCUGACAAACGCAGCCCCAGAGGGGCCCCGGGAGUGGCCUUGGCUCCCUGGAGAGUCCACGCCUCAGCCACGGCCCUCUGUCCGCCGUGGGCACCACCUGUUCUCUGCCACCCGCCCACCGUCCGUUUCUCUGUAGCCUGCCAAGGACAGCCCACUUCCCUGGCGUUCUGAGCUGAGUGUGUCCGCGGCAGCGAGGAGCCCGGCCUGGGACACAGCGGGGGCAGCGCUGGGCGUCCGCGGGAGCCUGGCCUCACCAGCCCGGGAAGAAGGGUGGCGCCGGGCCCGGGGCAGGACUGGCCUCUCCUUGUGCCCCAGACUGUCCGAAUCGCUUUUAUUUUCUUACCCUUUCAGUAUUUACUCAAUAGACCAAAGAGCAAAUCUAUUUUAACGUGGACUCACCCUCACCGUCCGAGUCCCUGGGUCCGACUGGGGGACACGGGGGCCGAGACGUGCCGGGGGCCCCGGCGGGGCGCGGAGGGCGGCCCUGGCGGGCGCGUCCGCCCCACGGACACUGCGGCGCGCCCUGAGAGGGGCCCAGCUGGCGGAGGA
Messenger RNA from Lynx canadensis (Canada lynx), 965 nucleotides. RefSeq names its product TAFA chemokine like family member 5 (gene TAFA5). The transcript is spliced from 4 exons. Gene Ontology annotation, molecular function: receptor ligand activity; G protein-coupled receptor binding. Gene Ontology annotation, biological process: G protein-coupled receptor signaling pathway. The record is from RefSeq and is a predicted model, not a curated record. The coding region runs from base 44 to 421 and encodes 125 amino acids. Lineage: Eukaryota; Metazoa; Chordata; Mammalia; Carnivora; Felidae.